This is a messenger RNA of Debaryomyces tyrocola, 486 nucleotides long. The record is from the annotation of a GenBank genome assembly. Lineage: Eukaryota; Fungi; Ascomycota; Pichiomycetes; Serinales; Debaryomycetaceae.
AUGGCUAUAAUUGAUAAUUAUCAACAAGUUCGAGGAAACGAAUAUUCAAGCAUGGGCGGAGGACAUACAUUAAACAUUGAGGGAUUGACCAAGUCAGCCAAUGACUUACCAAAUACGCCAUACCCAGCAUGGUUUUUUUCAGCGGUGCUUCUCUAUAAAGGUGUCACGACGCACAAACCGAUUGCUAAUGCCACAGGCACAUCAGGGGGAUCAGCCAAAUUUAGUCAAUGGUUAUCAUUAUCGAAGCCAUCGAGGUUGUCGUGUUUCACGUUUGGUGCUGCCCACUUACUCGGGGGAUGGAUUAUCUACGAUGGGGACCUUGCUAAUGGUGCAGGUUUCAACUUCGCAUGGUCGACGCUAUACUUGAUUGUGAACGGGACAUCCAGCGUCAAGAGCUUGGCAUUGGGAAGAUUGAACCCAAUAGGUUUGAGUGUGUUAGCACUUGGAAACGUUGGAAUGUACGGCAAGAAAUUCUUUUGGCAUUAA